Neohortaea acidophila is the source of this 1530-nucleotide messenger RNA. RefSeq lists its product as uncharacterized. The record is from RefSeq and is a predicted model, not a curated record. Bases 1 to 1530 code for a protein of 509 amino acids. The transcript has 3 exons. Lineage: Eukaryota; Fungi; Ascomycota; Dothideomycetes; Mycosphaerellales; Teratosphaeriaceae.
AUGGCUCUCAAAAUCCCGUACAGGGCUUGCCUGAAAAGACAGCGUCUCGAUGUACCCAUUCGUCUCUUGCUCCCUAGCGCACGCGCUGCCAGUACCACAGCCGCAGCCGCCCAAAAACAAGAAGGCGAUAUCUCCGCCGCCUUUGCCUCGCUAUCCGGCAUCUCCUUUGAGCCGCUCGAACCACGCUUCGCAGAUGUGAAACGACGACUGAUCGCGGGUAACGAAGCGGCCAUCCAUGACUCCUGGACGCGUCUACUUCACAACCUGCGCGACGACAUCGCCGAAAUCAGAGAGCUUGGCUCGACCAUCGUCCCGGAAAUCGACUUCAAAGACAUUCACAGUCCCAGCGAAGCCUUCGUCUCGGCACAUCGCAAACGAGGUGUUGCUGUUAUCCGCAACGUGAUGCCUCAGGAAGAAGCUUUGGACUUGAAGCGCGAGCUGCGAGCUUACAUUCAAGCCAACCCAUCGACCAAAGCUUUUCCCGCCGACAACCCUCAGGUGUACGAGCUUUACUGGUCUCCAUCGCAGAUGCGUGCGCGUGGACAUCCGAACAUGAUUGCGGCACAGAGAUUCUUGAUGAACUUCUGGCAUUCGACGGAUCCGAAUGCGCUGGUCUCGACAGACCAUCCGACUUCUUAUGCUGAUCGAUUGCGGAUGCGGUUGCCAGGCGAUGCAAAGUUCGCUUUGGGCCCGCACGUGGAUGGUGGGAGUUGCGAAAGAUGGGAACAAGAAGGCUACGGAAAAGGCAAAGUGUACGACGCGAUCUGGCGCGGCGAUUGGGAGUCCUUCGAUCCCUGGGAGAGCAACACUCGCCUGUCCGUCAACUCCGACUUGUACAACGGCGUGGGCGCAUGCAGCAUGUUCCGCAUGUUCCAAGGCUGGCUAUCAAUGAGCAACACAGGCCCCUACGAAGGCACACUGCUUGUCAACCCCUUGUUCAACAAGGCAACAGCCUACUUCCUCCUCCGCCCCUUCUUCUCUCCCAUACAGCAGCCAACAGCCUGCUCUCCCGACACCUUCCUCCACCCAACCAACUGGCACCUCGACCUCUCUCCGACAAACUCCUGGCUCCACGGCGCCACACCCGGCCGAGGGCAAGAACUGCGCCCCGAGCUGCAUCCGCAUCUCGACCUCGCGCAGAGCAUGGUGCACAUGCCGCGUGUCAAUCCGGGCGACUACGUGAGCUGGCAUUGCGAUACGAUUCACGCCGUCGACAGUGUGCACGCGGGAAAGUCGGACAGCUCGGUCAUGUAUAUCCCCGCCUGUCCGCUGACGCUAGACAACGCGGCGUUUCUGGCGAGGCAGAGGGAGUGCUUCUUGCAAGGGACGCCGUGUCCGGACUUCGGGUCAGGCAAAGGGGAGAGCGAGCAUGUUGGGCGACCGGGCGUGGAGGAUGUGAGGGCGUUGAUUCCGGAAGAGGGCAUGCGGGCGUUUGGGCUGCAGGAAUGGGAUGCGGAAGAGAGUUCGUUGACAUCUGCGCAGAAGGAAUUGGUCAACCGAGCAAAUAAGAUGCUCGGGUUUUAUGAAUAG